Molecule: messenger RNA, 4725 nt
Organism: Ictidomys tridecemlineatus (thirteen-lined ground squirrel)
Lineage: Eukaryota; Metazoa; Chordata; Mammalia; Rodentia; Sciuridae
Gene: Limd1
Product: LIM domain containing 1
Biological process (GO): cytoskeleton organization; response to hypoxia; regulation of DNA-templated transcription
Cellular component (GO): P-body; transcription regulator complex; adherens junction
Molecular function (GO): transcription corepressor activity
Source: RefSeq, a predicted model, not a curated record
UUUGCUCGGCGGGAUCCGGCUGGCAGCCUCCGCACGGUGCUGGCCGACCCGGCCCUAGCCCAGCGGCUGCCCGGUGCAUUUCCAAGUUCGGUUGCCUAAGGUGGAUGGGAUGGGAUGUGCCUUUUCUUUCUCACUCUCUCUUUUUUCUUCUUGCCUGUUUCAUUUUCUUCUUUGAUUUGAAAAAAGAGAAAAGAACUCCGCAGAGCAGGCCAGGGACAGCUGAGUUCCAACUGCCCCCACGUGGACGCUCUCUAGGGGAAAAGAAGUUGGAAGGAAACUUGGUCCUGCUGGUCCGGAGGCCUCAACUUGGACUGGACUCGAAGCUCUAGAGUCAUGACCCUCACAUCGGACAGGUGGAAGUCUUUACCUGUCCUGGGCUGGACUUGAGCUCCGGCCCUUAACCAGCACUCUCUCAGAACCCCCAUCGCCACCACACUCACACCUGGCAUUUAGGCUACGCCUGGACACUGGUCAGCAACAUGGAUAAGUAUGACGAUCUGGGCCUGGAGGCCAGUAAAUUCAUCGAGGACCUGAACAUGUAUGAAGCCUCCAAGGAUGGGCUUUUCCGCGUGGACAAAGGUGCAAGCAACAACCCUGAGUUUGAGGAGACACGCAGGGUGUUUGCUACCAAGAUGGCCAAAAUCCACCUUCAGCAGCAGCAGCAGCUCCUUCAGGAAGAGACCCUUCCCAGGGGGAGCAGAGGCCCUGUCAAUGGUGGGGGCAGGCUGGGCCCACAGGCCCCCAGGGAAGCUGGUGUGGGCAGCAAGCUGACUGUGGAUGGUGCUGCCAAGCCCCCUCUUGCUGCCUCCACAGUGGCGCCUGGGGUAACCACCACCACUUCCACUGGGCAGCCCAUAUACCCACCCCAGGAGCAGAGGGCCAGGCCACAUAUCCAUGGCAUAAGGCCUGGUAGCCAGGACUGUGGUUCCAGGGAGGGUCCACUGAGUUCCGAGAGGUCUGCUUUCCACCGUCCCUGCGAGGAUCCUUCCUGCCUCACUCAUGGAGACUAUUAUGAUAACCUCUCUGUGGCAAGCCCACCGUGGGAGGACAAACCAGGAGUGUCCUCCAGCAUCGGCCUGGAUGUAGGGAGAAUGUGGCCUGAUUCCUCAGGGAGUGACUCCUCAUUGCCCAGAACCUGUGGGGACCAUCACCUGUACCAGCCACAGCUCUCCCUGAGCUCCAGCAAGUCUUUUGAGAGUGGUCUUGGUGUCCAGGAUGGUGGUGUCGGUGGCUGUAGUAGUGAGAAGCCAGCAGGACUUUGGUCUACUGCCUCCUCCCAGAGGGUGAGCCCUGGCCUUCCUUCCCCAAGCUUGGAGAAUGGGGCUCCAGUUCAGCCCAGGAACCCUUCUAUUUCAGCAUCCCUGGCCUCCAACUGUCCCACUCAAGGAACUCUUUCAAGGACAAACUUAGGGCUGGGUUGUGAGAUUCCAGUUUUGUCCAAACCCACUGUGGACCCUCAACCCUGGUUUCAGGAUGGACCCAAAUCUUAUCUUUCAAAUUCUGCCCCAUUAUCAGCAGCUGGCAAGGACAGUUCACAGCUAGGUAAGGUCCCUGGGUUGGGACCGAAGUUGGGAUGUGCAGACCUUGGCACUGGGCCCAAGCCCAGUACCACCAAUCUUGUCCAUCCAGUGAUGUCCACUCCGCCUGAGUUAUCUUGUAAAGAGGGUCCUCCCAGCUGGUCUCCUGACAGUAGCCUAGGACCUGUGCUCCCAGAGAGCCCCAACUCAUCCAGGGUGAGGCUGCCCUGCCAAACUCUCAUCCCAGGCCCUGAACUUGGACCCUCUGCUGCAGAAUUGAAAUUAGAAGCCCUCACCCAGCGUCUGGAGCGAGAGAUGGAUGCUCACCCAAAGGCUGAUUACUUUGGAGCCUGUGUGAAAUGCAGCAAAGGAGUAUUUGGGGCUGGCCAGGCCUGCCAGGCUAUGGGGAACCUCUACCAUGACGCCUGCUUCACCUGUGCGGCUUGCAGCCGGAAGCUGAGAGGAAAAGCCUUUUAUUUUGUCAACGGCAAAGUGUUUUGUGAGGAAGACUUCCUGUACUCUGGCUUCCAGCAGUCUGCUGACAGGUGUUUUCUUUGUGGACAUCUGAUCAUGGACAUGAUCCUGCAGGCCCUGGGGAAGUCCUACCAUCCUGGCUGUUUCCGAUGUGUGAUCUGUAACGAGUGUUUGGACGGGGUCCCCUUCACCGUGGACUCGGAAAACAAGAUCUACUGUGUCCGAGAUUACCACAAGGUAUUGGCCCCCAAGUGUGCAGCUUGUGGGCUUCCCAUCCUUCCACCUGAGGGCUCCGAUGAGACCAUCCGUGUCGUGUCCAUGGACAGAGACUACCACGUGGAGUGUUACCACUGCGAGGACUGUGGUCUGGAGCUCAAUGAUGAAGAUGGUCACCGCUGCUAUCCCCUGGAGGACCACCUGUUCUGUCACUCAUGCCACGUCAAGAGGCUGGAGAAAGGCCCCUCGUCGGCAGCCCUCCACCAGCACCACUUCUAGCCAGAGCCACUCCCGGAACUCCUGGUGGGGGUGACUCGGGAAGCCACUCCACGGUGUGAGCCAACAGUUCCCGCUUCAGGAGGAGAGUUUUGUGUUGAUCACAUUCCCAGGGUGUCCUGAAGUGACAGCUCAGCGGCCAAGACAUUCAGCCCUUCCCCUCCGAUAGGAAGGUGCCUUCACCCGGUCACCCCUUCAUACAUGUGCACCUCCAAGGCAGGAUUGAAGACUGCUUUCCGUCCCAGAUUCAGUACUGCUGAGAGUGGCUGCAAACUUCGAUCGCAUUAUAGUGAGAAGGAAGCUCUAAUCCGUGCUUUGUGUCCAGAGAAGUAUUUGCUUAGUACAUCAGAGCCCAGGUUCCAGACUCGGGAACCAGGCUCCUCCUUGGGCUCUCACAGCAUUCUGUGCCCCUGCCAGUCCUCACUCUCUUAAGGCAGGGUGUGAUAUUUGGGGGCCCCAUGGAGGCUUGCCCUGUCCCGGUAAAACAUGCUUUGGGAGAAGACCUUGGUGCAGGCACCAGGACCCUUUUGCCCACCUAUUUGUGUUGUUUUCUUUUCUCAGGGCUCUGGAGAGUCUGUGACUUUGGAGCCAUUCCUGCAAGGAAGUCUCUGGAUCCCAUGUGGGAACAUGUCUGGCACCUAUUUUAGCUAAUUUAACGAAGGCCUUUUUGAACGUCCUGCCCACAUUGCAGAGAGAGAACUCCUUAGAAGCAGGGAGAGUUUUUGUGUGUGUGAGAUCUGUGAGCUGGCAUGGCAGGCAGUGCUUCUGGGGUGAGUUAAUAUAUUUACUUCAGGGCUUUCCCUCUUGCCUACUUCUGGGCACAGACAUUAUGUUUGAAGAAACCAACAUAAGGUACACUGCUUUGGCCUGUUUUUUUUUUUUUUUUCUUUUAAUUGUUUCUGUCCACUUUUAGUCUUUCACACACACAAAAAUACCUCACAGAUAGAGCUUCACCCAAAUUGCAUUUUUAGGAGGGAUUUGGCCACCACACUGGACUCAGAUACCUCCUUGGGUGUGUUAGGAAUCGCUGGCUUCACAUGUCAGACUCCAGCUGGUCAGGGUAGUGUGAUCAUAACUAAACAGCAGCUGGGAAUAGAGCUGAUGGAAAUUCGGCACUAUGGCCUUAUGCAUUUCAGCAUACUGGCUCCCAGGUGGCCAGAGCUGGAAGAGGACCACACAUUGGCAAGAUUUCAAGAUCACCUGAAAAUGCAAAAUUUGCCCUCCAAGUUCACUUCAAGGCUGCUGAGGCCAGAGGAUAAUUCAAAUGGGAGAAGCUUUUUUUUUAAAAAAAAAAAGACUGGUUACCAUUUGCCCUCUUCUCCUGUGAUGAGAUUGCUGGGUGUCUUCCUGCUGCCAGCCAGAGCAGGGCAUGGCUCUGGACUCUGUACUCUGCAGAGCCCUAUCCUCACACCCAGAGUGGGCUGUGGAGAGUGGUCAGUGGUAUUGCUGGCACAAGUGAAUGCAGACUGUUCACCCGGCCUGGCUCCACCUGUGGGCCAUGUUUGGACUCAUUGGCAGCCAUUGUGGGUGAGAAGCACAGAAUCAGCACCAGGGAUUGUCUUUUCCAUUUCCUCUGGCCAGAUGGCACUCCUCAGUUCCUGGUCCCAGGCUGUGCCUCCUGAAAGCCCAUGAAUGCUUGGGCCUGUGGUGUGGACCCUGAGGCUGGGCCCCUCUCUUCUGAACAAGCCAUCCAGCUUGGCUCUGGCAGGGCUGGUGGGGAACAAAGUGAGCCACUAGGUCUUAACCUAGCUCUGUCCCCUAAUGUUGGCCUUGCCGGCACACCUUUGCUCCACUUUUGAGUCAAGCAGAGUGAAGAAAAUUGUGUUGGAAUCACUAUCAGAAGUAGCAGGGAUUUGUUUGCAAAUGGAAUGAUUAGUUUAAAACCCUUAGAUUAAUAUUUUGAAUGACAUUUUUAAAGUGGCCUUGAUAGAGGUAUUUCAGAUGUAUUUGCAGAUUCAUUUUAUGUUGUGGGAAAAGUACAAUGGUAAUUUCCAGAUGUCCUAGAAAUCCUAGCAGUGGACUUCUGAUUGUCCAGUCUCUGGAAAGGGCACUGGUAGGGAUCUUGAAUUAGUUUUGUCUGUCUCCAUCUCAGGCCCUUGCAUGAAAAGCCAUGAAGAGAUGUUGGCCUAUCUGUAUUUUAAAUAAAUUAUUGGUCCAAUAGAACUGUAAUGGGGUUGUAUUUAUGGGCAUAUAGGAAAAAAACCAUGAUGAAUAAAUUUGCUUUGAAAGUUAGAGAAAAUAA